AUGUUGACCGUCAUCCGGAAGAGUAAAACUGGGAACAUGUUGGAGGAUUUAUAUAGCAAAGAGUUUGAAGUCCUGCAUAUGAUGGUGACACAUCACACCAAAGAGGAUCGUCGAGCGUUGCAAAUAGCAGAGGAAUCGAUGAACCAUGACGAGAAACGAUUUCGUAUCGGAUUAACGUGGAAAACCAAACAACUAAGAUCUAGUGAUUAG
Messenger RNA from Echinostoma caproni, 210 nucleotides. The record is from the annotation of a GenBank genome assembly. NCBI's taxonomy places the organism in Eukaryota, Metazoa, Platyhelminthes, Trematoda, Plagiorchiida, Echinostomatidae.